AUGGGUUCUGAACAUGAGGUACCACCACAGCAGCAAUCAAUCAUUCAACCAUAUCAGAAUAUCCUGUACGGUAAGAAUCAACACAAAUGGUCUACAAAACCUCAAGACCCACGUACUCGCACGGCUGCUCGUAAUGUACUGCAUAUUGUACCUGGUCCUGCAGGUAUGGCUAAAGACCUCUCACAGCCAAAGGAUCUAUUUUAUCUCUUUGUAGAGGAAGAAAUGAUUGUCGUUAUUGUAAAAUAUAUGAACGCCGAGAUUGACAUAAAAAACAAUAAGUAUAAAACAUCUAAGUACACUACUACACAAACGUCGGCCAAUGAAAUGAAGGCAAUGCUGGGUCUGCUAAUUCAAUCUGCUGGUCUCAAUAGUAACCAUUUGCCAACGCGAACUUUGUUUGAUACCUUGAGAAGUGUAAAAACUUACAAAGCCUGCAUGAGCGCAGAAAGGUUCGACUUUUUACUGAGCUGUAUGAGAUUUGAUGACAGAAAUACUAGACAAGAGAGAUGGGUAUCUGAUAGACUGGCACCAAUUAGAUAUUUCUGGGAACAGUUUAUAGAUAACUGCAGGAAAUGGUAUAAGCCAAGUUCUUACAUAACCGUGGACGAACAACUGGUUGGAUUUAGAAGACGCUGUCCAUUUCGCAUGUACAUCACUAAUAAGCCCAACAAAUAUGGCUUGAAGCUUAUUAUGGUGGCUGAUUCUAGUACAAAUUACAUGUGCAAUGCUAUGCCUUAUAUGGGAAAAAACACAAACACAGGUAACGAGCCAUUAGCAAAUUAUUUUGUGAAGGAGCUGUCUAAACCGUACUAUGGGUUGAACCGGAAUAUAACCAUGGAUAAUUGGUUUACAUCGGUUCCUCUGGCCGCUGAACUGUUGAAACCACCAUAUAAGCUCACAGUGGUAGGUACAUUAUGA
Molecule: messenger RNA, 918 nt
Organism: Parnassius mnemosyne (clouded apollo)
Lineage: Eukaryota; Metazoa; Arthropoda; Insecta; Lepidoptera; Papilionidae
Source: the annotation of a GenBank genome assembly